UUUACUUUUAAUUGAAAAGUAGACAGUGGGUUGUAAAAUGCAACACAGAAGAUCAAACUUUGUUUCAAAAAGGCUAACAAAAGAGGGGCGAUCAAGCGACGGGGAUGUUGGGAGUCCGGCGGCCCAGUGAGCUCAGCCAGGCUACCAACAAACGCACGGACGAGCGGCACCAAUGUUCUGACGACAAAACUUGUUUCCCCCCCCCUUCACACCUUUUUUGUUGACUUGUCUCUCAAGAGGAGCAACAGCUGGAGGGAGGACUUUUAUUUUGAAAGGUGUGCGCACACAACAAAAAACAUCCAAAAAAAGAUGUAACGGCUCGUGCGCGCCCCAUGUACUUCCCUCCCCUUCAUCUUCAUCACAUCGGCUGGAUGUAAAGGACGAACUUCCUCCUCACGCGCACACGCGUGCACCAAGCGGGCGAUGUGAAGAACGAGAAAACGGGCACACUUUUGUUUGAAACACUUCACACCUGGUACUCUGGGCCAGUCAGCAGCAGGAUCAGGAUGAGAAGAUGGCUGGCUGUGUGUUUCCAAUGGGACCAGAGAGCUUUCAGCGCUUCACGCCGGACUCCCUGGCGGCCAUCGAACAGCGCAUCGCCAAGGAGGAGGCCCGACGCAACAAACACUACCAGGAGGACCUUGGCGACGUGGAGGUCCCUCGGCCCCGGCCCGACCUGGAGGCGGGAAAACAGCUGCCGCGCAUCUUUGCCGACAUCCCUUCUCACCUGGUGGGUGUCCCCCUGGAGGACAUCGACCCGUACUACUUCAGAGAUCAGAGGACCUUCAUAGUGCUGAACAAAGGCAAAGCCAUCUUUCGCUUCAGUGCCACAUCUGCCCUCUACUUCUUCAGCCCCUUCCAUCCUAUACGCACCCUGGCCAUCAAGAUCCUGGUCCACUCGUUGUUCAGUUUGUUCAUCAUGUGCACCAUACUGACCAACUGCUGCUUCAUGGCCAUGUCAGAACCCGCCUACUGGGCCAAAUAUCUGGAGUACACCUUCACAGGUAUCUACACCUUUGAGUCUCUCAUUAAGAUCUUGGCGAGGGGCUUCUGUGUGGGACCCUUCACCUUUCUGAGGGACCCCUGGAACUGGCUUGACUUCAGCGUCAUCGUCAUGGCAUAUGUGACUGAGUUUGUCGACCUGGGUAAUGUCUCGGCCUUGCGGACGUUCAGGGUGCUGCGAGCGCUCAAAACCAUCUCAGUCAUCCCAGGCCUGAAGACUAUCGUGGGUGCACUGAUCCAGUCGGUAAAGAAGCUGGCUGACGUGAUGAUCCUCACUGUCUUCUGCCUGAGCGUCUUUGCCCUCAUCGGCCUGCAGCUCUUCAUGGGGAACCUUCGCCAGAAGUGUGUGCGCAGCACGGCACACUGCGUCAACGACAGCCUGCCCGCCAACGCUUCCUUCUUCUGCAACAACAAGACGUGGACCUCCAUGCGCCACUUUGUCAGCGACGAGGACAACUUCUACAAGGUGGAAGGAGCAAAGGAUGCUUUAAUCUGCGGGAACAGCAGUGACGCAGGAAAGUGUCCAGAUGGUUUUGAGUGCCUGAAGGCGGGACGGAACCCCAACUAUGGCUACACCAGUUUUGACACUUUUGGCUGGGCUUUCCUCUCACUGUUCCGCCUGAUGACACAAGACUACUGGGAGAACCUCUACCACCAGACGCUGCGCUCAGCCGGUAAGACCUACAUGGUGUUCUUUGUGGUGGUCAUCUUCCUGGGCUCCUUCUAUCUGGUCAACCUCAUCCUGGCUGUGGUCGCCAUGGCGUACGAGGAGCAGAACCAGGCCACCAUUGCCGAGGCCUGCCAGAAGGAGCGCGAGUUCCAGCUUGCAGUGGAGCGUCUGAAGAAAGAGCAACAGGUGGCGGCGCAGAAAGCCCUCGACGCGGACUCCAUCAUGUCACCAGAAGUGUCACCCUUUGGACCCCCGCUGGACAUCAUUGAGGAGCGGAGGCGGAGUCAGGCGCUGGUGGGAGUGGCUGACGUGGAGGCAAACCUAUCGGAGGAGAAGCUACUGCAGGUGGACGUGACAGAAGCCGGGAAGCCCCUCCACCCUCUGCUGGCUCGAUCCUUCUCCACCAGAACUCGCAGGAGCAGUCAGGUGUCGUCCAUCUUCAACUUCCGUCUAAGGAGCCGUGGCUCAGAGGCAGAGAUGGCGGACGACGAGUACAGUGUUCCCGGCGAUGUGAUUGAGGGCGUCGGGGGACGGACGUACAGUGGCGGGACCUUCAGUGGCAUUCUGCCACACCCGUGGCCCAAACGACGACCCAGCACCUACAGCACCACCAGCAGGAGCUCACAGGUAUUUUAUCCCACUCUGAACAUCAACGGCAAGCUUUUUGUUGCCAUGGACCACAACGGGGUCUCGCCACCACCACUCCAGGGGCAGCUGCCUGCUUGCACCAUGGAGAAGGUCAAGGAGGAGAGUGUUCCCACCUCCACCACAGAGCUCAGCACCGUGCUGCUUCCUCAGCCUUCAUCCACGCACGGCUCUGAGCAGCGGGGGAGGGCGUUGAGUGCCGCCAGCCACCUCACGGACGCCAUGGAGGAACUGGAGGAGGCCCACAAGAAAUGUCACCCGUGCUGGUAUGUUUUCGCCCACCGUCACCUGGUGUGGGAGUGCUCCCCCUCCUGGCUGAAGCUGAAGCGACUGGUGAAGAUCAUGGUGAUGGACCCCUUCCUGGACCUGGCCAUCACAGUGUGUAUCGUCCUCAACACACUCUUCAUGGCCAUGGAACACUACCCCAUGACUGACGAAUUCAACGGCAUGCUGAGCAUCGGAAACCUGGUGUUCUCAGGAAUCUUCACGGCAGAGAUGGUUCUGAAGAUUAUCGCUCUGGAUCCGUACUACUACUUUCAGACGGGCUGGAACAUCUUCGACAGCAUCAUCGUGUGCCUCAGCCUCAUGGAGCUCGGCCUGUCCGACGUGGAGGGCCUCAGCGUGCUGCGCUCCUUUCGUCUGCUGCGUGUUUUCAAGCUGGCUCGCUCAUGGCCCACCCUCAACACCCUCAUCAAGAUCAUUGGGAACUCCAUGGGUGCUCUGGGCAACCUCACGCUGGUCCUCGCCAUCAUCGUCUUCAUCUUUGCCGUAGUUGGAAUGCAGCUCUUUGGAAAGAACUACCAGGACUGCGUGUGCAAGAUCUCCAAAGACUGCAAUCUUCCUCGCUGGCAUAUGAAGGACUUCUUCCACUCCUUCCUCAUCGUCUUCAGGGUGCUGUGCGGCGAGUGGAUUGAGACCAUGUGGGACUGCAUGGAGGUCGCAGGUCAGCCGCUGUGCAUCCUCGUCUUCAUGCUGGUCAUGGUCAUCGGAAACCUGGUGCUAUUGAACCUCUUCCUGGCGCUGCUCCUCAGCAGCUUCAGCUCUGACAACCUGUCAGCGCCUGAUGACGACGGCGAGAUGAACAACCUGCACAUCGCCAUCCACCGAAUAACCAGAGGCCUGGGCUGGUGCCGCACACAGGUGGUGGACUUCUUCAACGGAAACCUUAAGCGGCGCCGCCAGAAGCGAAAGGAGGCCAAAGCCAUGAUGAAGCUCAAACGUCUGAGCAGCAUCCACACAGAGGCAAACGGCGCCAUCAUAGGUACCGCACCCUUGUCUGACGCCGAGCUACACCUACAUGCCGCGCUCCUGAACCACAUGAAUUUUCCAGGCCGCCACGUGGAGAAGUACGUGGUGUCGGAGGACGACAGCUACAUGACCAACCCGAACCUGACCAUCAGUGUUCCCAUCGCCCCCGGAGAGUCAGAUGUGGAGUUCCCCGACGAGGACGAGGAGGAGGAUGACGAGGAGGUGGGCCAUGACGACCAGAGCGAGGACUCGGAGGAAGAGGAGGGAGACCAGCAGGAGAAAGACGACAUCAGCCUGUCGGAGGGCAGCACGGUUGACCUGAGGAAGCCCGGAGAGGAGGAAGACGAGUACUCGGAGAUGGCCGAAGAGGCGAUGGACCCCGAGAACUGCUUCCCCGACAUGUGUGUCUCCAGGUUCCAGUGUUGCGACGUGGACACGACGGCGGGUCUCGGGCAGGUGUGGUGGAGGAUGAGGAAGACGUGCUAUCAGAUUGUGGAGCACAGCUGGUUUGAGACCUUCAUCAUCUUCAUGAUCCUCCUCAGCUCGGGCGCGCUGGCCUUUGAGGAUAUCUACAUUGAGCAGAGGAAGGUGGUCAAGGUGGUGCUGGAAUACGCUGACAAGAUCUUCACGUACAUCUUCAUCUUGGAGAUGAUGCUCAAGUGGUUGGCGUACGGUUUCAAGAAGUACUUUACCAACUACUGGUGUUGGCUGGACUUCCUCAUUGUUGACGUGUCGCUGGUCAGCUUGGUGGCCAACACGCUGGGUUAUUCGGACUUUGCCGCCAUCAAGUCACUGCGAACGCUGCGUGCACUUCGACCCCUCAGAGCGCUCUCCAGGUUCGAAGGCAUGAGGGUGGUGGUCAACGCGCUGAUCGGCGCCAUCCCGUCCAUCAUGAACGUGCUGCUGGUCUGCCUCAUCUUCUGGCUCAUCUUCAGCAUCAUGGGCGUCAACCUGUUCGCAGGGAAGUUCGGACGCUGCGUCAACAGGACGGGGCACAUUUAUGACGCCGGCUUCAUCAACAACAAAUCGGAGUGCGAGGCGCUCAACGACACGUCGCUCUACUACUGGACCAAGGUCAAGGUCAACUUCGACAACGUGGGCGCCGGGUACCUGGCGCUCCUCCAAGUGGCCACCUUCAAAGGCUGGAUGGAGAUCAUGUACGCCGCGGUGGACUCGCGAGCCGUGGAGGAGCAGCCCAUCAAGGAGAUCAACCUGUACAUGUAUCUCUAUUUUGUCAUCUUCAUCAUCUUUGGCUCCUUUUUCACCCUCAACCUCUUCAUCGGCGUCAUUAUCGACAACUUCAACCAGCAGAAAAGAAAGUUAGGAGGACAGGACAUCUUCAUGACAGAGGAACAGAAGAAAUACUACAACGCCAUGAAGAAACUGGGUUCCAAGAAACCCCAGAAGCCCAUCCCCAGACCUCUGAACGACGUGCAGGGCUUCUUCUUCGACCUGGUGGGCAAGCAGGCCUUCGACAUCAUCAUCAUGGUGCUGAUCCUCCUCAACAUGAUCACCAUGAUGGUGGAAACGGACGAGCAGUCGCCGCAGAUGGAGCACAUCCUCAACAACAUCAACCUGGCCUUCAUCGUGGUCUUCACCGCCGAGUGCAUGGUGAAGAUCGUAGCGCUCCGGUGCUACUUCUUCACCGUGGGCUGGAACAUCUUCGACUUUGUGGUCGUCAUUCUAUCCAUCGUUGGCAUCGUGCUUGCUGACAUCAUCGAGAAGUACUUUGUGUCGCCGACCCUCUUCCGGGUGAUCCGACUGGCCCGCAUCGGGCGCAUCCUGCGUCUUAUCCGAGGCGCUAAGGGCAUCCGGACGCUGCUGUUCGCCCUCAUGAUGUCGCUGCCCGCCCUCUUCAACAUCGGGUUGCUCCUCUUCCUCGUCAUGUUUAUUUACGCUAUCUUCGGCAUGGCUAACUUCGCCUACGUCAAGCGGCAGGCGGGCAUCGACGACAUGUUCAACUUUGAGACGUUCGGGAACAGCAUGAUCUGCCUGUUCCAGAUCACCACGUCAGCCGGCUGGGACAGUCUGCUCAGUCCCAUCCUCAAUAACUCGCCCGAGGAGUGCAACCCCAACAUCCCGCACACGGGGACCACCCAGCGCGGGAACUGCGGGAACCCGUCAGUGGGCAUCACCUUCUUUGUCACCUACAUCAUCAUCUCCUUCCUCAUCGUGGUCAACAUGUACAUCGCCAUCAUCCUAGAGAACUUCAGCGUGGCCACAGAGGAGAGCACCGAGCCGCUGAGCGAGGACGACUUCGAGAUGUUCUACGAGGUUUGGGAGAAGUUCGACCCCGAGGCCACACAGUUCAUCGAGUACGCCAAACUGUCCGACUUCGCUGACUCGCUGUCGGAGCCGCUGCGCAUCGGGAAGCCCAACAAGAUCAAGCUGAUCUCCAUGGACCUGCCCAUGGUAAGCGGGGACAAGAUCCACUGCCUGGACAUCCUCUUCGCCUUCACCAAGCGCGUGCUGGGCGAGUCGGGCGAGAUGGACGCCCUCAAGCAGCAGAUGGAGGAGAAGUUUAUGAUGGCCAACCCAUCCAAGAUCUCCUACGAGCCCAUCACCACCACGCUCAGACGCAAGCAGGAGGACGUCUCGGCCGCUGUCAUCCAGCGCUGCUACCGCAGACAUCUGGUCAGGCGGCAGAUGAAGGCCGCCUCCUUCUUGUACCGCCAGAUCACCACUCCUCGCCACGCACGGACCAACGGCGAGGACGCUGGCGCAGAGAAGGAGGCGGAGUCAAGGGAGGAGGCGCCGGAGAAAGAGGGGCUGAUUGCCACCAUGAUCAGAGAGAACUACGGCUCCGGUCUGAUCGGGAUGGAGCGCUCGGAGACUGUCUCCUCCACCUCGUCGCCCCCCUCAUACAACAGCGUGACACGAGCCACACCAGACGUCUUUCACCCACUCGCUGCCAAGACGGAACCGAGCGGCAGCGAGCCGAGCGAACACUCGAGGACGGCAGUUGACAGACUGGAAGCGAUACCGUAGACACAAGAAGCAAAAAAUGUUCCGAACGACAACUUCCUGCUUUUGUUCACUGAAUGUAUGGUGGCCGAGGAGUGAGUAAACAUUUACUACCUGGAUAGAUACCUCCUGGCCCCUGCUGGUAGCUCCUGGAACUGCAGGGGUUUCUUCAAGGGCAAAAUCUGUCAACGUCGCCUUUUCUUGUGUGGACCUAAACAUUGAACCACCUCUGACUCCCAAGCACUAUAUCACUGAUGUAUCCUUCAUUUAUCUGCCAAGAGCAGCGUUAGCGACCUUAGCUAACUCGCCCGCUCGAGUGUUUGCGCUUGCCGCGGAGAGACAACAUGAGGAUAGGGGAUAUUUUGGUAGUAAAAGUAAAACUUUGUUGACCAGUCUUUUAAUAGCUGUACGAUUAUUACUAUUUUUUAUAUUUUUUACAGUAAGUUGAAAACAAAAAAGCUUUGCAGUUUGCUCCUGUGCAGCUGCAACGUUUGAAUGGACGAGAGGAAGACAACGCCAUCUUUUUCUUUUCCAGUUGUGCACUUUUUACGUCACCGGAAAAAAAAAAAAUUUUGGCAUCGUCACACAUUUACAAAAACAAGCUCGAAGAUCAAAUCACUCAAAUCCUUUUGGCUUUUGCUCUCAUUGUCACUUGCCUGUUGUUAACCUUCGUCAGUGGUGUUAGCACGGGCUGCCACGCACGUUUAACCAAAAUAGACUGCGGACGAAAAGGUGACAAUCAGCAACACUAGUUAUUUGGAAUUAUGCGCCUGGAAAAACCUACAUUCAUAUACAUCAGGGGUCACCAACGUUUUUUCUUGUGAGAGCUACUUUUACAAAAUGAAAAUGGCCACAGCUACUCAUUUUUGUAGAAAUGAUUUUCAUACCUUAUUUCAACCCAAACAAAUCAAAUAUGCUUAUUUUACCAAAACAUUCACAAAAUGCUGGUAUCCACAACUCACAUUUUAUGUUUCAGAAUACAUUGCUUUCUAGUGUUCUCACAUUAUUAACUGAAAACCUAAAUGAAAAGCAGGCCUGCGGGCGCCUCAUGUGGUCGUGGGGGCUACCUGGUGCCUGCGGGCACCACAUUGGUGACCCCUGAUAUACAUUCAAACACUGAUUUAUUCAUUCAUCAUGACCGCGCUCCUUAUUGUACUCUAUUGAACUACAUGAGGAAGCUUGUUAGUUGGGACAAAAGAGGCAAAGACGUCAAACGUUUAAAGUGUUGAAAGUGAAAGCAUGACGCAGGUUUUUCCACUUCCUCUUUCCCUAGCUAAAGUUUCAUUCCACAACAAAAAAACUAAAUAUUUGCACACAAGACAUCGAGUUCCUCCCAAAGAAAUGACACUGAAAGGUCAAGUCCUCGUCAAUUUAAUGUAUUUGUCUACUUAUUUAUUUAUUUAUGCGUACGUUUCGUGCUCCGUUUUAUACGAAGACACGGACGUGAUGCGCUUUUUUUUGCACAGAGACAAAAAACAAACAAGCGUGUGGAGCAAUAACGGUUAGCCGAGACCUCCGGAAGUCUACGUUUGAGAACACCACCACCUUUCUACCUUCCAGGGUCUUGUCGUCACUGUACGAUAAAACAGGAAAUGCACAAACGCGCUGGCGCCUCGACUGCCAGCGGUGGCUCUUCUUUGUGUCAAAGUGGUUCUGUUGUCCCGCCCACCUGAGGGGAUCUGUAAAAAAAGGAAAAUAGCGCCACCUGGACUUUUAUUUCUACUGUUGAAAGUAGAAGGUUCUUGCGUGUACAUAGUGGACAGGUGUGCGCUGUGAGCUGAAGGGCUGUUUUCAACUAGCAAUAGACCGCGAGUGUGCCUGCCACAACAACACUCCACGCCAUUGGUCGGCUGCUCAUGUGACCGCCUAAUGAGCUUCUGUCAUCUCUUGCUUUUUUUUUUUAAUAUGACGUUCUCAGUGACUCCGCCCACUUUCCCUCCUCCAUCCUUCUUGUCAACCAUGUGACCCCGCUUCUGAGCUGGCGAGCCUCAAAAACACGUGGUGUAAACAACUUGUAAAUGUGCUGCAGCUCCCCUGCUGGCAGCUAGUUGUUACUGCAUGUUAAACACAACUUGAUGACAUAAAUAUAAAGAAAAUAAAUAGAUUCUUAAAUAUUAAUAGUAAUAAACGUAUUACUUCAUGUCAUGUGCUCACACUAGCUUUUCAUGAAUGAAACAUUCAAAAAGAAACCAAGGAGAGGAGAACAACCGUUUAAGCACAUUUAUACUCGUCAGCCAAUAGGAAAGCUUUAAAAAGUGGCAGAAGGCCCGCCUCCGAGACGGUUGAUUGACUGCUUUCGCUUAAAAGUUCAGGAAGCUUGCAUCGUUUUUCCUUUCAUUUUCAGUAGUGAUCACAAUUACAUAAAGUCGAAUACACUGUAUGAAGAAUGAUGGAAGCUCCCAUCGUUUUUGUGCUGGUUCGACAGCCUAUUUGGUGUUAGACCUCCAUUUUCCUGUUCAAAAUUAAAGCUAUAGUACUACUUCUGUCCGGUAGGUGGCGGUCACGCACCUAUUGUCGCCGAUCAACCCAAAAGAAGAAGAGCUCGAAUAAACGCAAUACAAGCGCCACGUGUUCAAAAUGGAUGAUUAUUUGCUAUUUUAUCAUUACCACUUGGUGUCAGCGUGGUUUGUGAGCGUCAUAUCAGCGAUGCGGAGAACCUCAUAUCUCCAAAAAGUUGCCUUGUUGGUGACAGAGGGGUGUUGUUCGUACAUGGGGGGGCGGAGUCGUCUAUCCUGACGCCAUCUUGUGUCGCCGCCGAGUUUUUUUUGUUUGUUUGUUUUUGCCCGUUUUAGAAACUCUAAAGCCAAGUCACUCUAAAGGAGGUUCUGGAAAGACUAACUGAAUACAAAAAGAGUUACUACCGCUCUUUUGCCAGUAAAAUAUUGGAAGAAGGAGAAAGUUGUGCCUCAGUGACCCGCCCCCUCCUUUCCCACAGGUGUUUUAGAGACGAUAAUUAAUAAUUCUGAUGAUGAUGAAUACGAUAUAUAAACUUUUUAGUACUUUGAGUUGUAAUACUCUUUAGUAUUUUGCAAAUAAAUGUACUUAAAAGAAAAAAAACCCUGCUGUAAUAAACCAGAC
Molecule: messenger RNA, 9607 nt
Organism: Dunckerocampus dactyliophorus (ringed pipefish)
Lineage: Eukaryota; Metazoa; Chordata; Actinopteri; Syngnathiformes; Syngnathidae
Product: sodium channel protein type 4 subunit alpha B-like
Exons: 32
Coding region: 515-6553 (2012 amino acids)
Biological process (GO): membrane depolarization during action potential; neuronal action potential; sodium ion transmembrane transport
Cellular component (GO): voltage-gated sodium channel complex; plasma membrane; axon
Molecular function (GO): protein binding; voltage-gated sodium channel activity
Source: RefSeq, a predicted model, not a curated record